Schizophyllum commune H4-8 is the source of this 1990-nucleotide messenger RNA. Its product is annotated as alcohol oxidase. Bases 49 to 1872 code for a protein of 607 amino acids. The record is from RefSeq and is a predicted model, not a curated record. NCBI's taxonomy places the organism in Eukaryota, Fungi, Basidiomycota, Agaricomycetes, Agaricales, Schizophyllaceae. Gene Ontology annotation, molecular function: oxidoreductase activity, acting on CH-OH group of donors; flavin adenine dinucleotide binding. The transcript has 9 exons.
GACGUCCCGGUAUAUAAGCGAGUCAUCAGUUUGAUUGACCAACACUAUAUGCGGGUCAAUCUCCUCUCUCUGCUCAUAUUUGCCUCUAUCGUUGGUUGCGUAACGAUCCAGGAUGGCGCACAGUUUUCAGAACAACCUUUCGACUACCUCGUCAUUGGCGCGGGCACGGCGGGAUUGGUCGUAGCAACGAGACUGAGUGAAGACCCUUCUGUCAGAGUCGGCGUGCUCGAAACGGGGGAGACAGCGAAGAAUGUGGAUAUCAUCGACGUCCCGGGAUUGUAUGGCGCGGACUUGGGCACGCAAUACGACUGGAAUUACACAACGCAGGCCAAGGGUGAUAUCAAGAGUAUAAACUGGCCGCGCGGAAAGGUUGUGGGAGGCACCUCUGCUCUCAACUUCCUUGUUUGGGACCUUCCCUCUGCGGCGGACUUCGAUGCAUUCGAACGCCUUGGCAAUCCGGGUUGGAACUGGGACAGCAUCUCUUCGUACGCGAAGAAGGCCUCUAACUUCACCUCGCUCGCGCCAGAAGAGGCUGAAGCGUUGGGCGUCCAACCUAGCGCGUCAGACUACGGCACCGACGGUCCCGUGCACGUCUCGUUCGGCGACUACUUCUGGCCGGUUACCAACCUUUGGGUCGCUGCGCUAAACGCUUUGGGUAUCCCCACUAACAAUCGACCCAACGGUGGAAACAUCGUAGGGGUAAACCUUACCCCGUCGAACAUCCGACCCGACAACAUGACGCGCGACUACAGUGCACCCGCCCGCUACUAUCCUAACGAGGCGCGCGAGAACCUGAUACUCCUUACUGGCGCUCUGGUGAACCGCGUAAAUUUUGACAGCCCAGGCGCCGAGCAAGGGCUUGUGGCGAAGACGGUGACAUACGUGAACGGGGGGCAGGUUUACAAUGUAACUGUCGAACGAGAAGUCAUCCUUUGCGCUGGUGCAAUCAACACGCCACAGAUCCUUGAGCUGUCGGGCAUCGGCCAGAGAGAUGUUUUAGCAGCGGCGGGCGUCGAGCAAAUUUUGGACUUACCCGUCGGUGAAAACCUACAAGACCACACCGUCGUAUACAUAACCUACGAAAUCCGGAACGACACCGUCACAAGUGGCGCACUUGCUACCAACGCGACGCUGGCUGCAGAGCAGCUCGCUUUGUGGCACCAACACCAGCUCAGCAUGUACGACCUCGGCCCGCGCGGUAUCGCCUACCUUAACCUUCCUCAAUUGGUUGGCGAAGGUCGUGCAGCGAAGAUAUCAGCGAAAGUGGAGGCAUAUGCGAAGUCCCAGAACGGCUCUAUCUACGCAGACGUUCUGGCUACCCAUGUGGAGCUUUUGAGGAAUGAGUCAGUGGGCCAAAUAGAACUCAUCACGAGCGAUACCGCUGGUACCUACAAGGCAGAGGAGGGGAAGACGUACAUGUCCUUCUUGAUCGCGAACCAGCAUCCCUUGAGUCGAGGUUCUGUUCACAUCAACAGCAGCGACCCGACCGUCUACCCUACGAUCAAGCCCAACUAUUUCGAUGUCGACUUCGACCUGGACCUGCAUGCCGCAGGGGUUCGAUGGGCGCUCAACAUAGCAAAGGGGAACGUAUAUGCGAACCUGACCAUGAAGCAGCUUCUGCCCGCGAAAGGCGAGGAUCUUCGCGAGUACGUCAAGGCGCAGCUGUCCUCAGAAUAUCACCCCAUCGGCACAGCCAGCAUGCUGCCUCACGGACGAGGCGGUGUUGUCGAUCCUCAGUUGCGCAUAUAUGGAACGACGAACCUGCGUAUUGUCGACGCAUCCGUGAUCCCUUUGCACGUCUCCGCACACCUUCAAGCAACGGUGACGGGUAUCGCGGAGCGGGCGGUCGACUUGAUCAAGGGCACGGCAUGAUAAGCGAGGUCCAACGCUGUUUAGAUUUUGAAGAGUGGAUGAACGAGAGCAUGGUACCUAGUUUUUGUCUAUUGCGUUGUCUAGUGGCAAGAUACGACCCAGCCAUCGUGACAUUCAA